Messenger RNA from Kwoniella shivajii, 1668 nucleotides. RefSeq lists its product as uncharacterized. The transcript is spliced from 8 exons. Gene Ontology annotation, molecular function: protein binding. Gene Ontology annotation, cellular component: Cul4-RING E3 ubiquitin ligase complex. Bases 1 to 1668 code for a protein of 555 amino acids. The record is from RefSeq and is a predicted model, not a curated record. NCBI's taxonomy places the organism in Eukaryota, Fungi, Basidiomycota, Tremellomycetes, Tremellales, Cryptococcaceae.
AUGUCAGGUCCACUAGGUGACUUACCUGGAAUGUCAUUCGAUCCAAUACGAAACAGAUAUUUCCCGAUUCCAAGAGGUCCUCCAUCGAAUCUGACAGAAGAAGAUAAUAGACCUACACCAUUUCCAACUUAUCCUCAUAAUUCAGCAAAUUCAGAUUACAGUUUAGCAAGAUCGGAUGGAUCAAGAUUCAUAAAUCCAAACUCACAUGCUCUUCCUCGUUCGAACCCAAUAUCGAACCUUACUUCGAACGAGAGUUCAAAUUUCGCUUCAAGGGGAAACUCAGAUUCUGAAGGCGGACAACCAGGUGGAUCUGGAAAUGGGUCAUUGACAAGAACAAGAACAGGGACAGGGACACCUGCUGUCAGAGGUAGUGGGAGUGUCAAUACAAAUGGAAAUGGAACAAGAAAAGAACCUAAUCCAGGUGCAUUCGGAUCCAAGUUAUGGCAAAGUCAAAACCAAAUGCAUGGUCAUGCAGGCGAUGAAACUCGAAUGAGAAACCUUGAAGAAAUAUCAAAUCCACCUCCAGGUUGUCUGAGUGGUUCUCAUCACGUAAAGAGAAAUUCAUAUAGAUUCGGAGGAUUUGAUGAUAAAGAAACUAUCGAAAGGGUCGCAAAGAUCAAAAAAGGUAGAUUCGGUAUUAGAUAUAACGGGAAAACAAAUGAUAGACAUUUAAGUGCACAAGAAAAUAUCCUUAGUAAUCUGGAAUUAGAAGAAGAACAUAAUCAUUGUGGAUGUCACGGAGAAGUGAUAACAGAUUAUAAGGCUUUCGGAGACGAAGCAUAUUACGCUACUACCGAUCACGGUAAAGUCAUUAUGCACAACAGGAAUGGAAAUACUGCUAUAUUCUCGGUCUGCGCUCAGAAUCUUGUUGGAAUGCAUUGCGACACACCUCGUCUAAUCAUGAUGGCAAUAGCUGGAGGAUCUGAACCGCACGUUCAUCUCUUCAAACGAGAUCCGGAAAUGUUGGAACAUGUAUUCAUGACUCAUUCAGAAUUGAACUUGUAUCAGUCUGAAAUUUACGGUUUGAGUGGAUUCGAUGACAUCUGCACGUUAGGCGGUAUCAAAUCAAUCACAACGAUAAACUACAGUGGUCCUUCCCUCAGAUCAUCUCGACGAAAACUGUCAAGUGAUGCCUUGGCUGUCCAUCAGUCUUCAAAAGAUCUCGUAUAUGUAGGUCAGAGAUCGGGUGAUGUCUCUCUGGAAGACUUGCGAACGAAUCCAAGAAACCCAAAUGUGGUAGCUAGAACAGUGAAAGGGAAAGCUGUAGUUGAAGUCAAGAGGUUAAGUGACGCGGCUGUUCCUUGGGGUGUGAUAGUCAGUGGUAUGAGUCAUGAGAUGUUACUAUUCGAUGUGAGAUACGGGAGUGAACCGUUGAAGGUAUUCAAAGGUCACUUCAAUACUUUUCAUUCUAGUGUGGCACUCGCAACGACUUCAGACGAUAAGCUUUUAUUCGCAUCUUCCUCAGACCGUAGAAUACGUGCUUGGUCAACUUUAACGGGUGAACCGGUAUUACCACCGCUAUCAAACGAAUGGGAACUUCAUGACGAACAUGCUAAGAAUCCAUUGAAUAAAGUAUUCGAACACAGAAUAACUCACUUGGAUAUUAAUGAUGAAUUAGGUUUGGAUGCCGUUGUGAGAGGUGACUUGUAUAGGUUUGGAAGGGCGUGA